Molecule: messenger RNA, 3409 nt
Organism: Sclerotinia trifoliorum
Lineage: Eukaryota; Fungi; Ascomycota; Leotiomycetes; Helotiales; Sclerotiniaceae
Source: the annotation of a GenBank genome assembly
ACUUUGAAUUUAUUUAUUAACCAUGAAAAAAUGACUUGAUGUUUUCCUUCAUUUCCCCUUUCAUAUGCACUCGUGAUACGCUCUCAGCUGGAUCAAAACCAAUGGCUUCGAUGCACAUUCACAGUACAUAUCUUCAGCAUACAUUUUUCACCAGUGCUUAUCCUUAUUAAUUUCUUGGAGUAAGAUCUCGGUAUGGGGUUUUCAGGGAGUCCCGCAGAUCAACAAUAUCUCUCUUGACACCUUUGGUCGACGCCUUUAAUCUUGGAAACGUAAAAUUUCCUUUAUUGGUUCUUUAGUACUCUUUCCAAAUAAAAGAGGAAAAUCUUUCCAAAUCGAAAAGUUCCCCGGAAGAACUCAUGAACAUCUCUAUCAAAAUCUCAAAACCUCACCAACUCUAUGCGAAUCUACUAAUAUCAUAUAUACUUUUAGAUGGAAAUUCGGUGAAACAAGUUACUUUCGCACAUCUACCGGUAUUCAACAUGGGUGUCUAGGACCACAAAUCCCCCAAACUCAAUGAUUAUUAGGGUGUAUCAGAAGCUGCUGUCUCAGGAAGAAACAAAAGUUUCCGUCUGAUAAUUUCACCGAAAAGGCUCCAUGGUUCAUGCGAUGUCGACAAUCAAAUCGAAGUACCAGGGUCCAUACAAGUCUGGCUAUACUCUCGUAGACGUCGGAAGUAUAUAUUUUAUACAUGGUAUACAUGAAACAUGGUUACCGCAUUGGGAACCUCCUUUCUGUUGGAAUACAGACUUUAAAAGUUAACUUUGUUAUGGAAACUCUCUAAUUGAUGUCAGACACACGGGGAAGAUUUCCCCAAAAGCAGCAACAUCUAUCAAACGACAGACGAGACAAACGAGACAGACGAGAUGGAAUUGUACCUGCAUUCAGGAGGGAUACAUAGUAUUCCAAAAGCUAAUCGCAUCGCAGAUUCGCAAACUACGACUCGACUGGGUAAAGUCACGAUAUUUAACCACUUUGGGUGGGUCAGAGUUUCAGAUAUACUCGAGAUUAACUCGAGAUUGGGACCCCAUUUUCCCCUCUUAUAUCAUCUGUAAGAAGUUAUGAUGGUUCUUUUGGAUUUCCAUCUACGCGAGCCCAUCUAGAUUCUAGACAAAUCUAAUCAUUCUAGUGAUUACUUUAAUUGGCGACCGCGGAGUCAUUUUUACUUUCCUCAACAUGAUCCGCAUCAUGCUGAUUCCCCUGGCCCAAGGUGCGCCGGCCCAUAAUACCCCACUCUCAAAGUUUUGAUUGAUUUGGUGGGAUUCUUACAUGGGCAUAUCCUCGAGCGAGUACAUGGUUAUCACUACCAAGUACACGUAGAGUAAGUACAUAUAGGUAAAUAUACUUCCAGAUCUUUCAAACCGCUCCUUAAGAACUUCCAUCUUUAACUUCUCUUCUUCUACUCCAAACGCAGACUUGUCUGCCUUUCACUCUUUUUUGAGCUUCGCCAUCGUUUUUGGUCUUGACCAUUGUACAUUCAUUCUUCCAUUCAUUCUCAACCGUCCUUUUCAAGAUAUAGUUUCCGCAAAAUGCAACUCAGCACAUUGACAGCCCUUGCGGCAAUCGCACUCCCAGCUUUAGUGUCAGCACAAUUAAGUGGUGCAGUCGGUCCAUCGACCUCGAGAGAAUCUAAGGCUAAAAAAGUGUGUAACGUUUUGAAUUAUGGCGGAAAGGCGAGCAAAACUGCAGAUAUCGGCCCGGCGCUUAAAUCUGCCUUUGCAGCCUGCAAGACUGGUGGAACAGGUAUGUAUCCCAAAGUCUGCUGCCAUUGACCAAGACCUUACCUUUAUAUAGUCUAUGUCCCGCCCGGAGAUUAUGGUAUGAGUACCUGGGUUACACUCAGUGGAGGUUCAGCAUGGGCACUUAAACUAGAUGGUAUUAUUUAUCGUGUUGGUACCGAUGCUGGGAAUAUGAUCAUGAUCGAACAUACUACCGAUUUCGAAAUGUACAGCAGCACUUCUGCAGGUGCUAUUCAAGGUUAUGGUUAUGAAUUUCACAAAUCCUCGACUUAUGGUGCACGCCUCCUCCGACUUUACGACGCUACCAACUGGUCCGUUCACGACAUUGCUUUGGUCGAUGCCCCUCAAUUCCAUUUGGUGAUUGACACUUGCACGAAUGGAGAGAUUUACAACAUGAUUAUUCGUGGUGGUAAUGAGGGAGGUCUCGAUGGUAUUGAUGUUUGGGGAACUAAUAUUUGGAUUCACGAUAUUGAGGUUACUAACAAGGAUGAGUGUGUUACUGUCAAGGCAAGUUUUAUCUUCGACAAAGUUGUAAUAAACUUUAUCUAAUCAUAGCAUAGAAUCCUUCCGACCAUCUUCUCAUCGAAGACAUCUACUGUAACAGUUCAGGAGGUUGUGCUAUAGGCUCUCUCGGAGCAAAUACCGCCAUCUCUCACAUUGUCUACAACAACAUCUACACUUAUAAAUCCAACCAAAUGUUUAUGAUCAAGUCAAAUGGUGGUAGUGGAACCGUCUCUGACUGUCAAUUCAACAACUUCAUCGGUCGCUCCAACGCCUAUAGUUUGGACAUCAACGGUGCCUGGCCUGAAGCAAGCGUGGCUGCUGGUAAAGGAGUUAUCUACAAAAAUCUCUCCUUCAACAACUGGAAGGGAACUGCAGCCAGCGGCCUUGCACGUGGACCAAUCAAUCUCCUCUGUCCUGCCACCGCCCCAUGCACAAACAUCACCAUCACCGAUUUUGCCAUCGGCAGCGAAACCACCAGCAGUGAAAAUUACAUCUGCCAAAAUGCCUACGGUUCCGGAGGAUGUCUCAAGCCCGACACUGGUUCCCCAUCAGCAUACACCACAACCAAGUCCCUCGGCGCCAUCCCAACCGGCUACAAAGCCGCAACCAUGGCCCAAGAUCUAGCCACUCCUUUCGCCGUCACGGCAAGCAUCCCCAUCCCAACAAUCCCAACCUCUUUCUUCCCAGGCAGAACGCCCGCCACCGCACUCAUGGCCCACGGAGGCGCCAUCGCUUCUAGAGCUGUUCUCGCCCACAAAGCUGUUACCAUACCAGCUCAAUCCUCCUCAAUCCCAGCCUCUAAAUCCAGCACCAGCGCCAGAAUCUGCACCAAAGCCUCCUCUCCAUCCGCCACCCCCAAGACAACCCUCGUAACUAAAGCUUCCAGCACCGCUCCAGCUCCAUCUACAUCCGCCAAGCCAGCCACGACCAGCAGCACUUCCUCAGCUGCUUCCGUCCCUUUAUAUGGUAACUGCACAGGCGGAAAAUCUUGUUCUGCUGGUACUUGUAUCAAGCAGAAUGAGUAUUACUCCCAGUGUCUUCUAGCAUAAAAACUGACGGUAGAUGGUGGGUCUGAUGGUGAGUCGGAGACAGGAAGUGAGGAUGAUGAGUGCGAAGUUUAGAUAGUAGUUUAGCUAGAUAUGCUUAGGAUGAGAGGGAGGGGUUGUGGA